AUGUUUUCCGAAGAAGUUAAACAAUUAAUUAAUCGUACGAAAACUUCCAGCUCAAGGCUUGAUCAACUACGCUUAUUUCUGGACGACAAAGGAAUGAUACGCUGUGAAGGACGAAUUGAACAUUCUUCUGUUUCGUCUGAAGCUAAGAAACCUGUACUCCUUCCCGCAAAGCAUCACGUUACAGAUUUGAUCAUCCAAGAACAUCACGAUUCAACAAACCACACUGGUAUUAAAGGAACACUGAACCGUAUUCGAAAAAGAUAUUGGAUCCUACAUGGAAGGCAAGCAGCCAAGCGAGUUCUACGUAAAUAUGUGACUUGUAAAAGAUUAGAAGGGAAGCCGUACCCUACGCCCAAGACUCUACACCUACCAUCUUGGCGAACAAGUGAUGACCCUCCCUUUAGUUACACAGGAGUGGAUUUCGCUGGACCCCUCAACGUCAAAGAGAACUCAAAGUGUGGUAAACAAUCAACAAAAAAGUCAUACAUCGCUCUAUUUACUUGUGCGUCAACACGGGGAAUUCAUGUAGAACUGCUUCGGAGUUUAUCGGCAGAAGGAUUCUUACAAGCAUUUCGUAGAUUUUCAGGUCGCAGAGGACUUCCAAGAAUGAUAAUUUCAGAUAACGCAAAGACAUUUAAAUCCGCUAUCAAGGAACUGUCAAAAAAUUAAUCGUUCUCCCGAAGUGCAACAAUAUCUCGCAAACAAUGGCGUUUCUUGGAAAUUCAUUAUCGAAAAGGCCCCAUGGCACGGGGGUUUUUGGAAACGUUUGAUAAAGAGUGUUAAAAGAUGCCUAAAAAAGUCCAUUGAUCGAGCUACGUUAUCGUUUGAAGAGUUACGCACGAUCUUGAUCGAGAUUGAGUCAACGCUAAAUAAUCGUCCAAUUACGUACAUAUAUGAUGAUGAAGAAGGGAUAUCGUACCCCCUUACGCCAUCUUGUCUACUUUAUGGACGGAGAACGACGACUACGCCAGACGACAGCCAGUUCGAGAUAGUGAGCACAAACGAGUCUUUGACAAGACGAGCUCAACAUCACAAAACUCUACUAAAGCAAUUCACUAAACAAUGGAGACGAGAAUAUUUGCUAAGUAUUCGCGAAGCUGCGAGCUCGAGUAACAACGGUACAAGGGACGUAAUUGCCGAAGGAGACAUUGUAAUUUUGAAGAACGAGAGCACGAAACGGUUAUUUUGGAAAAUAGCGAAGGUCGAAAAGCUUAUUCGAAGUAUUGACGGUGUUGUAAGAUCAGAGAAGAUCCGAGUGUUGAACAGUGAGACUCGAAAGCCUAUCAUCAUGCGAAGACCUAUACAACAUUUAAUCCCAUUGGAAAUUCGCUCGAAAUUCGGUAACGAGAAUGAAGAAGAACAAGUUGAUGUGAAUGAAGAAUCAUCCGAAACACAAGAUCUCAGUACAGAACCAUUAGACAGUGAUGUUAAGACUGCUGUUGUAGAGAAGAAGAAUCGACCAAAAAGAAAGGCAGCUGUUCAAGGAGAACUUGUACGAAAACUGUCAAAACAAACGUAA
This is a messenger RNA of Paramuricea clavata, 1519 nucleotides long. NCBI's taxonomy places the organism in Eukaryota, Metazoa, Cnidaria, Anthozoa, Malacalcyonacea, Plexauridae. The record is from the annotation of a GenBank genome assembly.